UAGACUUGAAAAUCUCAAAAACUACCGAAAGAUCCUACAGGGUAAAUCAUAUACGUACAAACUCCAGAGCAACACGGAAACCCGUACAGACCCCGUAGAAUCCAUCACAAAAAUUGACUCUACACCACUGAGGCAGCUUACAUAACGGGGAACUGUGCUGAACAAUCAAACAUUGAAGAUGCGCUCCAAAGUCUACCACUUAUCUUCGAAUCAGGGUGGGUUAAUGGGGGGUUCUAGUUCUUCACGGACGAGUUAGAUCCAAGUAUAUCAUGAUAUCCCCAGAGCGAGGAGAAAGUAAGAUAGACCAAGACCGAUAUCGUCAUCUCACGCCAUCCGAUUAGAAAUCCACCGUUUCUUUCCCCGCACAUUACCUUAUAUUGUGAAGCUCCCCAGACUCCUUCCUCUCCAUCCGUUAUGACCUCUCAUCAACCACAGCAAGGACCAAGAGCACAAUGACCAACCCAAAGAUUACCUUGUACACCAACCACCGGUGCCCUUGGGCCCACCGCGCUCACAUUGCCCUCAAAGAACUAGGACUAGACUACGAGGAAGUUAUCAUUGACCUGAGCAAGCCACGAGAGCCAUGGUAUCUAGACAUCAACCCGCGCGGCCUUGUCCCCUCCAUCACCUACGGUGAGCACACCAUCACGGAGUCCGCGAUCGUUGCGCAGUUCCUGGCCGACGCCCACCCGUCGCAUCUCCUCCCUCCCUCCGACAGCGAGAACGGUGCCAUCCAACGCGCCCGUAUUGCCUUCUUCGUCGAUACGUUCUUCAGCAAGGUCCAGCCCCAUUUCAACACUUCGCUGCGCGCCUCGACCGCGGCGGAGCGGGACGCUGCGGGCGACGCUCUCGUCGCUGCGAUCAAGUCGGAGCUGGAGCCUCUGCUGCCGGAGGGAUCGGAGGGGAAGGGGCCGUUCUUUGGCGGCAGUGAUAAAUUGACGCUGGCCGAGGUGCUGACAGGCUCAUUCCUCCUGCGCAUCCUCUCCUUCCAUCGGCAUGGAUUGCUGAGCGAGAAGUUGCCCAGCUUGCUCGAGAACACGCCGCGGUUCAAGCGGUGGGCGGAAGCGACGGUGCAGCAGAACAGCGUGAACUACAUCUGGGACGAGAAAGUAUCGGCGGAUGGGAUUAAGGCCAAGUUGGCGACCCUUGCGAAAUAGUGAUGGUAAGGGAGAAGGUGUAGAUGUUCAUGUUUAUAACUGAUUGAUUGAAUCGAUGAAUGAAUGAAUGAACGAAUGACAUCCCGUGAUCUCUACCUGCCCUUUUCGGAAACCAAACUUGUAAACAAAAGCCAACCGCGCAAACGAUGCAAACAUCGGAGCCAGGGCUAAGGAGUCCAAGAUGCUUCAUAUCUGGAAGGAUGGGAAUGCAAUUCACAGCUACUUAGUGUUGGGGUCUCAUUAGGCAUUCCGAUCAAGAUUACGAAAGGGACAUGGACGCAAUUCUGGCCAGGUUCAACGAUGUACCAAGCACUGAUCAUGAAGAUAUGCUCACUUAGGAAGGCGAGAACAUAUCUCAGUUCAAAUGUACAUAACGUCGCCGUUCUACACUGUAGCUUUUGACAUACGUAGAUGAUAUCAUCCCGAUUGACGCUCUAGAUCCCAGAAAUCUAAAGUAUAGGAUAGAUGCCCCUCAACUAUAAGCGUCAAGAUGUGCGUAAUGGAUCAGUAUACAGUAUACUUUAUCCUCGUUUGGGGGGUCCAUU
Aspergillus alliaceus is the source of this 1702-nucleotide messenger RNA. Its product is annotated as glutathione S-transferase family protein. Gene Ontology annotation, cellular component: cytoplasm. The record is from RefSeq and is a predicted model, not a curated record. Lineage: Eukaryota; Fungi; Ascomycota; Eurotiomycetes; Eurotiales; Aspergillaceae. The transcript is spliced from 2 exons. The coding region runs from base 453 to 1157 and encodes 234 amino acids.